AUGGUCCACACCACCGGUUCUUACCUCAACGAUUUGGACCACCUAGCUGUGAACCUCUCCUCGGAGAGCGAGCAGCUCCACCAGGGGUUCUACGACAGUGUGAGGCACAUUCACGUUUUGCAGCACGAGAUUCAGGUGUGGAACCAGAUCUACACCGCAGCCCGGGUAGAGGCCCACCGCAGCAAGGUGUGCUACAUGGAGGCGAACCUGAUGCGACAGACCGAGACCCAGCUUGAGGGUACCGCCAAGUCAUGGUGGGAUAGCUACUGUGACUCCCACCAUGACCCAGCACACAUCUCGUGGGAGGAGUUUGCCAGGGCGUUCCGUGAGCAGCACGUGCCCCGGCAAGUGAUGAUUCAGAAGGCCCAGGAGUUCCGUACCAUGACUCAGGGUACAAUGAAGGUGGAGGAGUACGAGCGCCACUUCACCAAGAUGAUGAGGUAUGCCGCAGAUGACACCAACACCGAGGAGAAGAAGCAGUUCUGGUUUCUCCGAGGACUACACCACGGCAUCCGUCAGAUCGUGACGGGAUGCGAGUACCCAUCCCUCCACAGCUUGGUCAACCGUGCCAUUGCUGUGGAGAGGGAGAGACUGGGAUGGGAAGACCGUCAGCGCAACAAGAAGCUCCAGACCGACCACCAGGUACGAGACCGGCCCUUCCAGAAGGCAAGGAACGCGCCACCUCUGCCACCGAGGAGCGGUUUCCGCCCCGGCUCCAGUCAGCCGAGUAGGAACUGUGGUGGGGGAGGCAACCACUACUCCGGCAACAGGACCCACGGAGGACAGAACCAGGGAGGAGGCAACUACCACCGCCAGCAGCCGGCACAGAGGACCAACAGUGGCUCGACGCCAUUUGUUUGCUUCACUUGCAACAAACCGGGCCACAAGUCCUAUGAGUGCCCCGAGAAGAAGACCUCGACUCCAGCUCGCGCGCUUGGCUCCGCCGGCAGGCCCGCUCAAGCUCCACGCUCCGCAGACCGUGGCCGCCUCACCCACCUCACUGAGGAGGAGGCCCGGGAUGCCCCCGACGUCGUGACAGGUCUACCACCGGACAGGGAUGUCGAGUUCAUGAUUGACCUUGUGCCAGGGACGGCACCGAUCGCGAAGCGACCCUACCGCAUGUCCGCAGAAGAACUCACCGAGUUGAAGAAUCAACUAAAGGACCUGCUAGAUAAACAGUACAUCAGACCUAGCGCAUCGCCAUGGGGAUCACCCAUGUUGUUCGUGAGGAAGAAGGAUGGAACCAUGAGCAAGAUUGAUCUGAGGUCCGGAUACCAUCAGAUGAAGAUCCGGGAGUGUGACAUUCCGAAGACAGCGUUCGUGACCAGAUAUGGCCAGUACGAGUUCACCGUAGUAUCCUUCGGGCUGACCAAUGCACCCGCCUACUUCAUGAACAUGAUGAACAAUGUGACAUUCUUGUAA
This is a messenger RNA of Panicum hallii, 1422 nucleotides long. RefSeq lists its product as uncharacterized. Lineage: Eukaryota; Viridiplantae; Streptophyta; Magnoliopsida; Poales; Poaceae. Bases 1 to 1422 code for a protein of 473 amino acids. The record is from RefSeq and is a predicted model, not a curated record. Gene Ontology annotation, molecular function: nucleic acid binding; zinc ion binding. The transcript has 3 exons.